This is a messenger RNA of Aplosporella prunicola CBS 121167, 714 nucleotides long. RefSeq lists its product as uncharacterized. The coding region runs from base 154 to 618 and encodes 154 amino acids. Lineage: Eukaryota; Fungi; Ascomycota; Dothideomycetes; Botryosphaeriales; Aplosporellaceae. The transcript has a single exon. The record is from RefSeq and is a predicted model, not a curated record.
AGCGCCAUAAUCGCUCUCGUCCUGCUGUCCAUCACGGGCAGCGCCGCCAUCCCCGUCAACGAGCUCCUCAACGACACGGCCAAGCUGCACCAGUUCGCCAAGCGCUACACCAGCCCCACGCCCCUCGACCCGGCCAACCUCACCCUGACGCACAUGAACACGUUCCUGCAGAUCCUCAACGUGCAGCCCAACCCGGACCCGGACCUGAUCAAGAGCCUCGUCGCCUUCGACGCCACCUACGUCUCCCUCACCGAGGACAACCCGGACCUGCACCGCAUCCUGCCCUGGGCCGGGACCCGCUACCGCGUCGGCCCCCAGGCCUUCCUCGACACCUUCACCCGCGUCGGCUUGUGGUGGACCCGCGGCCCCUUCAACAUCGAGUCCGUCUUCUCCGAUGGCGCCGGCAACCUCACCGCCUGGGGCAACUUCGUCAUCACGUCCAAUACCAUGGGCAAGACGCUCACGGCUCCGUGGUCCUGCCGCGCAGAGAUCAACGUCGACGGCUUGAUUAGCUAUUUCCAGUAUAUGGAGGAUACGUUUGCUACCACGUCGACGUUCUGGGCCGAGGGGAAGAAGCAGUUUUGCGCGAAUCCGUUUGGUGGUUGCGUGUGGUUCUGAGGGUUGAAGUGGAGAGAGUAGUAGCUACUUUGGGAUAGGCUUAAUUAGAUGUUUAUUGUAACGUCCGUCACCGCGAACCGAGAUGUACCGUAUAGC